This is a messenger RNA of Cladocopium goreaui, 474 nucleotides long. The record is from the annotation of a GenBank genome assembly. Lineage: Eukaryota; Dinophyceae; Suessiales; Symbiodiniaceae.
AUGGAUGAUGAUGUGCAAGUUCCCGAAAUCACCAAAAUUCACCAAAGAUUUCGGGUGGGUAAUGAGGAGCUGAGCAGAUGGGGCCAACGCGUUGAAGCCGCAGCACGUGGAGUACGAGAUGCCGUGAAAGUGGCCAAAAGGACCAAGAAGAAAAAACUGGAAGGACAAGCCUUAGCCAGCCUUGCGCAGGUGCAACAAGCCCGUGAGGAACAUGUGGAGGCCUUAAGUGCCUCCAAGGAAGCCAUCGUCAUCUUCCGAGAACUGGGCGAUCAGGUGGCAGAAGCGGGUGCCAGACACGCCGCCGUGUCGGCGUACAUGGGACGCAAGAAGCUGGGUGAGGCCUUAGACGAAGCCAAAAAAGCGCGGGCCAUUUUUCGAAAGCACGGCCUGCGCCACGAUGAAGGUCGAGCUCUGUUGGUGAAGAGUUGCGCGCAUAAGAUGGCGCAAGAGCCACUUGGAUGGCCAGUUGGGUGA